Molecule: messenger RNA, 2808 nt
Organism: Emys orbicularis (European pond turtle)
Lineage: Eukaryota; Metazoa; Chordata; Testudines; Emydidae
Gene: C6
Product: complement C6
Exons: 17
Coding region: 1-2808 (935 amino acids)
Biological process (GO): complement activation
Cellular component (GO): membrane attack complex
Molecular function (GO): protein binding
Source: RefSeq, a predicted model, not a curated record
AUGGACAAGAGUAUAUUCGUGUGCUUUAUCCUCCUGGGCACGGCGAUUCAGAGCAGCCAGGGAUGCUACUGUGAACAUUACCCCUGGGGAUCAUGGUCAAGCUGUUCAAAAACUUGCAAUUAUGGAACCCAGACCAGGCAAAGGCAAAUAAAAGUGGAUGAUUAUUAUAGAAAAAACUUCUGUGACCAAGUGUGCACAAAGCAGGAAUCCCGGGCAUGUAACGAGCAGGCAUGUCCUAUCAACUGUCAGCUUGGAGACUUUGGUCCUUGGUCGGAAUGUGACCCGUGUGUUAAAAAACAAUUUCGUGUGAGGUCCUUGCGGCGCCCAUCUCAGUUCAGGGGACAGGCCUGUACUGAACAAUUGGUGGAUUCCCGGAGAUGCUUCCCAACUAAACUUUGCAACAUAGAGGAAGUUGACUGCAGGACUAAGUUCCAGUGUGAAAAUGGUCGCUGCAUUGCCAAAAGUUUGGAGUGCAAUGGAGAGAACGACUGCGGGGACAACUCAGAUGAAAGGGACUGUCGGCGGAUAAAGACGGUGUGCAACAGGAGAUAUGAGAGCAUCCCCAGUGUACAGUUAAUGGGCAAUGGUUUUCAUCUUCUGGCUGGAGAGAGCCGAGGAGAAAUCCUUGAUAACUCAUUCAACGGAGGAAAAUGCACGACUGUAAAAGGCAAUGACACAAGGAAAUCAUUUCGUGUUCCUGCAAAUCUUGAGACUAUCCGCUUUCAGGUGGAAAAUGAAGAGGAUGAUGUGGCAUCGGAUUUCUAUCAGGAUAUAAUUCCCCUGCACACUGAAUCUGCUAGUGAUAGUUCAUCCACUGGCUCUGGAAGAAGCUCUUCUGGGAUCCCAGGUCUCUUCUCAAGAAAGAGACGUGUAAAAAUCACAUCAUCUUCCUCCUUCAGGGAAGCCAUUGAAGCCUCAUAUAAAAAGAAUUCCAACUUUAUUAGGGUCCAUAAAGUGAUUGCAGUUUCAAACUUCACAAUGAAACAGUCAGAUCUGCAGCUUUCAAAUAUCUUUCUAAAGGCACUUAACCACCUGCCUUUGGAGUACAACUAUGCUUUAUAUAGCAGAAUUUUUGAUGACUUUGGGACUCAUUACUACGCUUCUGGAUCAAUGGGUGGCACAUAUGACCUUCUUUAUCAAUACAGUGCUGAAGAACUGAAGAAUUCAGGCUUGACACAGCAAGAAUCGACGGAAUGUGUCCGGGUAGAAACAACUAGGCGUGUGUUUUUCAGAAAGAAAAAGAAAGUACAUACGACGUGCACCACAAAUAAACUGACUGAACGCCAUGAAGGAUCAUUUUUGCAGUCAUCUGAACGGUCUAUUUCACUGGUAAAAGGUGGAAGGGCAGAAUAUGCUGCAGCUUUGGCCUGGGAGAAAAAGGGGUCUUUCCCAGAGCAUACAGUAUUCACAGACUGGGUGGAAUCAACAAAGGACAAUCCUAUUGUGAUUGAUUUUGAGCUGGCCCCCAUCCUGGAUUUGGUGAAGAACUUCCCCUGUGCAGUGACUAAACGGCGCAACCUCAGAAGAGCUCUUAUUGAAUACAUGGACAUAUUUGACCCUUGUAAAUGUGCCCCCUGUCCCAAUAAUGGUAGACCUGUGUUGUCUGGAACAGAGUGUCUGUGUGUGUGUCAGGCUGGAACCUAUGGGGAUAACUGUGAGAAGCGUGCACCAGAUUACAAAUCAGUUGCAGUAGAUGGUUACUGGAGUUGCUGGUCUGCCUGGAGCUCCUGCGAUGCUGCUUUCAAGAGAAGAAGGACCCGGGAGUGUAAUAACCCCGCACCACUGAAUAGAGGGAAGCCGUGCCAGGGUGAACGUGAGCAGGAGGAGGACUGUUACAUCUCAAUGUUUGUGGACAAAGGGGCUCCAUGUGUAAAUGACAAUGAAGCAAGAAAGGAAGUGGACGUUUUCAUUGGUGAACCAGAGUCUGGAUGUCUUAAGCCAUCCCCACCAGAAAAUGGAUUUCUCAGGAAUGAAAAGAAUCAUUAUGCAUUUGGGGAAGAAGCUGAAAUCGCCUGCAUGACUGGAUAUGAUCUCAUUGGCUAUCAGUUCCUCAGGUGUCUACCAGAUCAUACCUGGGCACAGCAGCCUGUUGAGUGCCAAUCAUCAAUGUGCCCUAAACCAUCAGUAUCUGAGGGCGUCACAAUCUCCCCAUUUAAAAAUGAAUACAAGGUUGGGGAAACCAUCCAGCUACGCUGCCCAGCUGGCUUCAUUGUCACUGGUGAAAAGCAGUACACUUGUAGGAAAGAGGUAUCAUGGACACCUCCUAUAUUGAGAUCACUUACCUGUGAAAAAGAUGAGCAAACUAAAGCUAGAGGUAACUGCAGCCCAGGACAAAAACAGGUUGGAUCUCAAUGCGUUUGCAUGUCUCCCGCACAGGAUUGUAGCCACUACUCUGAAGAUGUCUGCGUACUACAUGCAGUUUCUGAAAGUCCCUCUACAAAGCCCAGCUGUCAGUAUUUAGCUGAAAAAUGCCUUAACGAGCAGCCACUCCAUUUCUUGCAUUCUGGCCCCUGUCAUGGUGACACCAACCUGAACUGGGCCAUUGAAAGGGCAAAGCUUUCGACAAGUAGCUCAAAGAAAGAGCUCUGUGGAUAUGACACAUGCUACGACUGGGAAAUGUGUUCAGAUUCGCAGUCACAGUGCUUCUGCCUGGUACCCUACCAAUGUCCAAAGGUUGAGAGCCAGCUUUAUUGCAUCCAAAUGGAAUCUACAAGUAGAAAAAGGACAGCCAGUCUCUGUGCACUGGGAGCAAUGAAAUGUGCCGGCAUGAAAAUAGAAGUACUGCAUCAGGGGAACUGUUUGAAUUAA